GUUGACAUCGUCCAGGUAUUUCAUUUGGCAGAAAAAACGUCAAUAAACGUACCAGCUGAUCGCACCGAAACGUGCUUUGUUGUUGCGCAUUUGUGUACACGUUCAUGAUCGCUCUUUGUUCAUUUUGUGAUCGCCGCACGUAACAUUGCAACGAAUUUGGAAAUCGGAAAUAUAAUUCCAUAUUAGCAGAUUUUCAAAGAUCAGAAACAACCAAGCAUGGAUAAAAUACUGGCAGAUGCCAAGAGAAGACGAAAGAUUGCUGCCUUUUCUUGCCUUGUUCUCAUAGCUCUGUCAGUUGUACAACUAACAAUUGGAGUAGUGGCAUAUCAGAUGAUUCAUAACAUCAAUGCUGGAUCAUUCUGGGCUGUCGGAGGUCUGCUUCUUGGUUCCAUAUUGGCAUUAGUUGGAGUAUACAACAAACAGGAAGGUGGUUGUUGGAUGAAGACUGGUACAGUUUGCAUGGGUCUUGGCAUUGUAUUAGCAUUUGUUGGUGCAAUUAUUGAUGGCGUCACAGCAUCAGCAGUCUCCAAAGUGGAUAUAUUGAAGUGCAAUCAUUCAGACACAGGAUUGGCCAACUGUAUGGCCAGUGCUGGAUGUGAAAAAUCAGUGAGCAUGCUCAGUACAUGCUACUGUUGCUAUGUGACAUCACAGAGGGAAGCUAGCUGUGCCUUUCAGUCUGUGAGUCUUUCGGAGAUACCAUCCUUCUUCUCUGGGGUGAAAUCCUGUGCUGAUGUCAGUAGUUACAUUAACCUCCUCUGGGCCUCUGUGGCAUUCCUGACUUUCUCCCUCAUCGUUGGUGUGGUUGUCACGGCGAUGGUCAGUGGUUACAAAAACUUGGUCGCCCAGAUACCUCGGACUUACAUCCAAACAACAGUUCAGAGAAGCCCCGCCCCUGCUUAUCCUACCUCAUCUGCAUAUCAGCCAGUCGUCUCGCCCACGCCAACACCCACGGCUACACCACAACAUGAUCAAAUCCAGAAGACAAGCCGACCCAUCCCAGCACCUAGAAACUCAAGACCCCCGCCCUAUGCCCCACCUGCUGAUGUGUAGGUACCAUGAGCCACACCCUUUUGGAUGUCUAGAAUUGCCGCGUGUUAUCGCUGUUUGAAACCGUAAACCACAGCCCUUGGUUUGUAGACUUACUGUUUAUUGCAGUUGGCUAUUGUAAGCCACAGCCCUUGAUGGCUAGACUUACUGUGUAUUGCUGUUGACUGUCAUGAGCCAUAGCCCUUAAUUUAGAUAUACCAUGCAUUAUUGCUGUUGGCUAUUGUAAGCCGAAGCCCUCGAUGGCUAGACUUGCUGUGUAUGGCUGUUGAUUGUCAUGAGCCACAGCCCUUAAUGUCUAGAUAUACCAUGUACUAUUGCUGUUGGAUAUUGUAAGCCACAGCCCCUGAGGUCUAGAUUUACCAUGGAUCAUUGCUCUGGACUAUCUUGAGCCACAGCCUUUGGUGUCUAGAUAUACCUUGCAUGAUUGCUCUUGACACCAAGACUUGCCCAGUUCUACUACACGACGUUAAUGCAGCAUGUGUUACAUUUUGGACAAGUGGAGAAAGCAAAGGGAUUAGAGUUACUCUAAAGAAUACGUCCAAUGUUUCAAUUGAAUCUGAGAUUAAAAUGGUUACCUUUUAGCAUGUUUUCAUAGUGGCUUAUCACAGCUGAAGAAGACUUCUUCCUUAAUGACCUCAGGGUAUCCAGCACAUAAUGAAUAUGUUCUCAACAUGAGCUCAACUGGGUUUGAAGUAGGAAUACUUAAAAGGUACAGUUGUCAAAAUUUUACAUAAACAUAGAUUAACAGUGUUUAAAUGCAUUUGGAAUACUUAACCAAUUCCUGCCAAUUGUUUCUGCAUGUGAUCACCCAGAACAUCUUCAUCUACAUAACUAAUUUACAAGAAUAAAGUAAGUAUUAUUUAUAAUGUGAACAAAGCAGAUGGGCCAAUUUGUCAGCUGGAAAACAACAGAUUGGUUUCUAGGAGUAGGAAGUUUUCAGGAGUAGUAAUUAAAUACCUCAAGUCCAAGCCUAUGUAAAGUUUUGACCACAACUGUGACUAAAUGGUGUCUACAUGUAUUCUUGUGAGAUGUUAUUGAAUGCUUCUGAAAUAUAAGUGCAGUGCGUAAAGCUGAAAUGUGUGAAUGGUUUUUGAACCCAUUGUAAGCAUUCCAAUCUGUAGUGACAUCUAUCCUUUGGAAAAAAACAAACAAAAAUGCUAAAAAAAUAAGCCUGCCAUGCAAUGCAAGGGCAUUUUUUUGUAUCAAAACAUGCAAGGUUCAAGUUAGCCUAAUAAUUGAAUGAAGUCAUUUUCAAAGAAUAGUAAUGGAUAGUCGAUUGUGGAAUCUACUUGGCGACUAACCUGGCAGAAUUGUGUGCAGUAUUUUGAUGUCCAAUUCCAUUAUUCUUUUUAAAACAUACUUAAAUUGUUCAUACAAUGGAAACUCAAAUAAGUGCAGCUUAAUUCAGGAUAAAACUUAUUGCUUGUAUUUGAUUCAUUACCAAAGACUUGAAUUUCACUCGGCCUUUGCAAUUAAAUUAUAACUUCUUAAAGUUGAUAGCUCAGUAUUAAUCUUUGAAUUAAAUCAAAACAAAGAAGCAUGAAUUGUCAAGACAUUUGGUAUCAAUUAUCUCUACUUACCCUCAUCCCUUAUUUUUUCUGAACCCAACAGAAUUCAACAGCUAGAAUAAAAGGCCUUUUGUUGACAUUAACAAAGCUGCAGGAUAUCACAUCGAUUAGCAUGUUUAGGACUGCACAAGCUGUUACAUGUACACUUGUUUCUGAACUUAAAUUUAAAUGUCAUCUCUGAUGCUUCACUUUUUAGUGUUUUCUACUGUAACAACAUUUUGUCUGAAUUUUGAAUUUUCAAAAUUCAUCAAGAAAACACAAAGUUGGAGGGCUUUAUAAAUAAACAUCAUGUAUAAAUCAAUUUAAUAACUUAUUGGCACAAAUUACAUGCUUCUUCAUUUUUGUAUUUAAUCAGAUGUCUGUGUUAUUUGAUAAAUUUAGCAACCGGGAAAGAUGUACAGCUGCAUGAAAAUGGUGAUAAAAUGAGGGAGUUGCUGAAGGGUGUGUUAUUGACUUGUUUUUAGUUGAAUACAGUAUAUACAUGUAUAUAUAUGAAGAGCAGUAAACCAGCACAUAGUAGGAAAAGGUGGCAUGAUGACAGUUAUUUAUAAGAGGAAUGAAAGGUAUUUUUAUGAGAUGGGAAAUUUUAUGAGACUUUAAAAAUCUGCAUGUAUGACUUUUUAAAAAUUGCACUGUGUAUGUUGUAGACUUUUAAGUUUUAUUGAGCCAGUAACAGUAGAUUUGUGUGUGAUAGAUCAACUUGAAUUAUCAUGCCAAACUUAAAUUGCUGAUAUAUUUGUUUCAAAUCUUCGAUGAUUCAAAGUCGGAGGCUAGUGUAACAAGCAAGUUGCUGGAAAAUGGUGAUAAAAAUUUGACAAAAAGUAUGAAAACAACUCAAUUAAAUAAAUCCCAAAUUUGAGAACUGAAAAUUAAUGGGAGUACUUACAAUAGUUUUACCAGUGCUCAGCGCUAACUCCCUAAGUCCUAUAAUGAACAGCUUGGAGCUUUGAGUACUGCGUAAGUAGGGUACAACUUAAAAUAAAUUUGAUGUUACCGUCAGCCUGUCUUCUGAAUGAAUGCAAACUUUAAUACUUAAUAUCUCAUGAACAACUGCAGGGUUUGGUUAAGGUUUUUCAAAAUAAUUUUUUAUUUAUAUUACAUCAGGCUGGAAUCUCGUUUUGUACAAGCAAGAAAUUUGUUAUGUUCUGUACCUCAAGACAAAAAAGUAGAAAAAAUGCAUUUACAUGUGGAGCGUCAAAUGUUAACCGUAAUCCGUACCUUCUCAAAGUUUGAAAUCUUUCGUAGCCAAGUUUUUGCACUCGAGUUUCCAAUGGUUUGUGAAAAAUAGGAAACAAACUAUUUAAAACAGCAUUGGCGGAUUUAGCAUUGAUACGUACAAUUUUAUGUGCUUAUUUUGUGGCUUUUUAAAUUGUGUGCAAGAGUUCAUUCAUAUUUGCAACACAUUUUCUAGAAAAACAUGGUUUCAGUUAAUACUUGAGUGCAUUUUUGUGAGGUUUAUGUUGUGUUCCAUUAUGUCUAUUUAUUUGUACAUCUUGUAUUGAUAGUCAUGUCACUGCCUGUCUUUGUAGGAUUCAGAUCUUACUUUUUCAGCCAAAAAGUAUAAUUACAUGUAUUGUCCUAUCGAGCAGUACUGAGCAUAAUCAAUUCAUUCGGAGUAAUCCGAUACAUUCCCUCAGUGAAUGGAUUGGACUAUACCCUAUUUUUUUUUCAGGAUUCCAAAAAAGCACAUCCCUCUUAAAGGAGCUAAAUAUCAUACUCCCUCUAUUGACAGGUUAUGAAAAGUAACAUCCAUAACAAAGGGGCAUUUCAUUAGUCCUAUUAACCAAGGAUUGGUUCGGUUUUCUUUGGAAACUGAAUUGGGCAACAUGAUAAACAACUCAAAUUCCCCCAAAAUUAACUGAACCAAUUCUUGGUUAUGGUUGUCAAAGGGCACCCCUCAGCAUUUGAACGAAUGCACCCUUAAACCAAUAGUAGUGACAAAGCAGUGAAUGAUCAAGUAAAACAAAGGGUGUAUUGUUAAGUAUGCAUUGUUAUAACAGGUGCUGUGCUUCUUGAAUAGUGGGAGAUAUCUCGAGAGUGGAGAACAAAGAAAUAAAUUUGGAAGGAAAAUGUCCAAAUAA
Messenger RNA from Acanthaster planci (crown-of-thorns starfish), 4696 nucleotides. Its product is annotated as transmembrane protein 255A-like. The record is from RefSeq and is a predicted model, not a curated record. Lineage: Eukaryota; Metazoa; Echinodermata; Asteroidea; Valvatida; Acanthasteridae.